Chaetomium globosum CBS 148.51 is the source of this 1371-nucleotide messenger RNA. RefSeq lists its product as uncharacterized. Bases 1 to 1371 code for a protein of 456 amino acids. Gene Ontology annotation, cellular component: mitochondrion; cytosol; cytoplasm. Lineage: Eukaryota; Fungi; Ascomycota; Sordariomycetes; Sordariales; Chaetomiaceae. The record is from RefSeq and is a predicted model, not a curated record. Gene Ontology annotation, biological process: tetrahydrofolylpolyglutamate biosynthetic process. The transcript is spliced from 2 exons. Gene Ontology annotation, molecular function: tetrahydrofolylpolyglutamate synthase activity; ATP binding.
AUGGCCUCCCCACCCCCACCACCAGGAGAAGCAGCAGGAGGAAGCUACGCCACCGCCCUGACCCGCCUCGCGCAACUACAAUCCAACCGCGCCAUAACCUCCCUCUUCGACCCCCCCCCCACCACCACAGGACCCGCCCAAGGAAAACCCAUCGACAUCAACGCCCUCGCCAUCCCCGAAAUGCUCGCCUGGCUCUCCCGCGCCGGCCUCCCCCCGUCCACCCUCGCCGCCUCCCCGCUGCGCUGCGUGCAUGUCGCGGGUACGAAGGGCAAGGGGAGUGUGAGUGCGUUGGUGGCGGGGGUGUUGGGUCAGUACUCUCCUCAGGUUUCUUCCUCUUCCGGAGGUGGGGAUGUGGAUGGGGAUGGUGGUGGUGGUGGGGUGGGCCUGUACACAUCGCCGCACGUGCUAUCGGUGCGGGAGCGGAUUGUUCUGGAAGGGGCGCCGAUCGCGCGCGAGAAGCUGGGGCGGGAGGUGGUUACCGCCGCGGUGGUGACGCAGUUGGGGAUUGACCAUGUGAGUAUGCUGGGGGAUACGGUGGAGAAGAUUGCGUGGCAUAAGAGUGGGGUGUUUAAGGAGGGGGUGAAGGCCUUUACGAGGAAGUUGCCGGAGGAGCAGGCGGCGGUGAUGGAGGUGCUGAGGGCGCGGGCGAGGGAGAAGGGUGCUGUGUUGGUGGAGGUGACGGACGAGGAGGUUGAGAGGUGGGGUGGAGUUGAGGGGGCGAGGUUGCAAGGCCCGUUCCAGAAGUACAACAUGGCGUUGGCCGUGUAUGCCGCGAGGGAACAUCUACUGCAGACCGGGGUCAAGUUUGAGGGGCGCUUUGGGACGGACGAGUGGUCGCUGAACGAUAUUCCUCCCGAAUUCGUCAAGGGGCUGAAAGAAGCAGCCCUGCGCGGGCGUUGUGAGAUUCUCAAGGGUGAGGAUGGCAUUGAGUGGCAUGUGGAUGGCGCACACACUGAUGACAGCCUUGCUGGGGUUGGGCGGUGGUUUGGGGCCAGAACCAGCGGCGACGAGAUACGGAUCCUGGUGUUCAACCAGCAGGAGAGGGAUCCAACCCCCUUGCUGAGGGCGCUGUUGGCUGGCGUGAAGGGGGCCACGACGUUCACUCACGCUAUCUUCACGAGAAACAAGGAGCAGAAGCCAGAGAGCGAGGACCGCGACCUCUCUACUCAGAUCAGGGCGCAGGAGACGAUGCGGGAGGUUGACAGCACUACCGAAUCAACGGUGCAGAAUGCCGUGGAGCCUACGAUCGAGCAGGUUAAGUCUAUCGCGGCCCAGGCGAGGAAGGACGGAAAGGCGUGUAAGGUCCUGGUCACUGGGAGCUUCUACCUGGUGGGCGCCGUGCUCAAACUCAUCGACCAUGUUGAAUACUAG